Molecule: messenger RNA, 2924 nt
Organism: Micromonas pusilla CCMP1545
Lineage: Eukaryota; Viridiplantae; Chlorophyta; Mamiellophyceae; Mamiellales; Mamiellaceae
Exons: 2
Coding region: 1-2850 (949 amino acids)
Biological process (GO): DNA repair; DNA replication
Cellular component (GO): nucleus; DNA replication factor C complex
Molecular function (GO): ATP binding; DNA clamp loader activity; DNA binding
Source: RefSeq, a predicted model, not a curated record
AUGGGUGAAAAAUGUUACUGUCGCACCCGACGGUCGGACCUGCCGCUGCCGAUGCGAUGCGUGGAUUUUCAAAACGCGAUCGAGCGACGACGCGAGCACACCGCGCGCGCCGUCAGCAUGGGAGACAUCCGGAGCUUCUUCGGCGGCGGCGGCGGCGCUCCGAAAAAGCCCAGCGCCGAUGCCGCCGCCGCCGCGAAGCCAUCGUCCCCGCCCGCGGCGAAGAAGUCCGCGCCCGCGAAGCCCUCGGACGACGCGACGCCGAUGGACCUGACCGGGGACGACGACGUCGUGGACCUGACCGCGACGGCGACGAAGACGUCGACGACCCCGAAGGCGUCGCCCGCGCCGGCGAAGAGGAAGCUCCCGGAGGCGACCACCGACGCCGACGCGAACGCGCCCGCGAAGACGACGACGCCGAAGAAACCGAAGACGACGACGCCGAAGAGCACUCCGAAGAAACCGAAGACCACCGCGAGCGCGUCGAAGAGCAAGAAGGCGCCGGGGGAGAAGAAACCGAUCCCCGCGCCGCCGGGGUACCCCAAACGCGAGGACGAACUCAAGUUCAGCGUCAUCGACGUCUCGAAGCCGUGGGGGUUCGGCGGCGGGACCGAGAUGGCGGGCCCGCCGAACAAAGGACGCAAGCCCGCGCCGCGCGGCCCGGACGGGUGUUUGGAAGGAUGCACCUUCGUCGUCUCCGGGGUGCUGGACUCGCUCGAGAGAGACGAGGCGGAGGACUUCAUCAAACGGCACGGCGGAAAGGUCACGUCCGCGGUGAGCGGGAAGACGACGUACUUGCUCGUCGGGAUGGACUGCGGGAAGAGCAAGUACGCGAAAGCCAAGUCCGUGGGGACGCCGCUGAUGGACGAGGACGGGUUGUUCGCGAUGGUGGAGGCGCUCGCGGAGGAGGCGGCGAAGAACCCGGUGAAAACUGAGGUGGAGAUGAAACCCGCCGAUGGCGUCGAGGCGAAGCCGGAGAUUGUGCCCGCCGCGGCCGCGAAAAAGCCGGCUCCGAGCGCGGCGGCGGCGGCGGCGGCGGCCCCGUCUCAAGCGGCGGCGGCGGCGGCGGGCGCGGCGAGCCGACCGAAAAAGGCGGAGGACACGCCGCUGUGGGUGAACAAAUACAAACCGUCGCAGCCGGCGCAGCUGAUCGGAAACGGAAAGAACAUCGCGGACUUGCGGAAGUUUCUCCAAACCUGGGACGCCCUGCACGGAAAGGACGGCACGGCGAAGGACAUGAAGGGUAAGGACAAGCCGAUGAAGGCGGUGCUCAUCUCCGGCCCGCCCGGGAUCGGCAAGUCCAGCGCCGCGUCGAUCAUCUCGAAGCAGCUCGGGUUCGAGGUCACGGAAGUGAACGCGUCCGAUACCAGAGGGAAGAGCAGCAACGACAUCAGGGACGGCGUCGGCGGGAAGUCGUCGAACGCGGUCCGGGAGAUGGUGACGAACAAGGCGAUGUCGUUUUUUGGCGGCCCGCCGAAGAAGACGGUGCUCAUCAUGGACGAGGUCGACGGCAUGUCCGGAGGCGACCGCGGCGGCGUCAUGGAGCUCAUCAACUGCAUUAAAAUCUCGAAGAUCCCCAUCAUAUGCAUCUGCAACGACAAGUACAACCAGAAGCUGAAGUCCCUGCAGAACUACGUCCUCGACAUGCCGUUCUCGCGACCGACGAAGGGCCAGAUUGUCAAGCGGAUGCUGCUCAUCGCGGAACAAGAGGGCAUCCAGAUGAACGAAGCCGCGAUGGAGGCUCUGAUCGAGACGACGAACAACGACAUUCGCCUCAUCAUCAACCAGCUCCAGAUGCGGCGGCUCACGAAGCAAUCGUUCGCGUACGACGACAUCAAGUCGCUCGCGAAGAAAGAUAUAGACAUGGGGCCGUUCACCGCGGUGGAUAAGCUCUGCGCCCCGGACGCGAACCGUCUCACCGUGACCGAGCGCUUAAACCUCGUUUUCCAAGACUCGGACAUCAUCCCGCUGUUCAUCCAAGAGAACUACGUGCAGUACCGUCCGUACGCGGCGAAGAACGACGUCGAACGUCUGCAACUCUUGUCCGCGGCGGCGACGUCGAUAUCGGAAGGCGACGUCAUGAACAAGAGCAUCCGCGCGAAACAGAACUGGGGGCUGAUGCCGUACGCGAACAUCGUCAGCUCGGUGAUGCCCGCGAGCACGAUGCGCGGGUCUAGGGAGGUGUUCGGACUGCACCCGGGCGAGCGGAACUUCAACCGAUUCCCGUCGUGGCUCGGAAAAAACAGCACGCACGGGAAAAACAAGCGCCUGCUUCAAGAGGUGCACUCGCACGCGAUGACGUCCGAGGGGUUCAAAGCGGACGCGGCGUCGUUGCGCGAGUACUACCUGCCGUUGCUCAAACUCCUCACGACGAGGCCGAUGAAAUCCGCGGCGUUGGGGGGCAAGGAGAAGGAGGGCAUCCCGGAGGCGAUGGCGACCAUGGACGCGUACUGCCUGACGCGGCAGGAUUGGGAGUCGAUCCAGGACGUCACGAAACUGAAAGGGAACGGCCCUCUGUUCGCGGACGCCGCGCUCGGUAUUCCGACCGCGGUGAAGAGCGCGUUCACGAGGGAGUGCAACGAUAAAGGGAGGGUCGUGCACAGCGGGAUCUUGACGCAAGAGGCGAAGAGAGGAAGGAAGAGAGGCGCCGCCGCCGUCGCGGACGACGACGACGAAGAAGAAGGCGACGGCGGGAGCGACGGCGAGGGCGAGGGCGAGGACGGGCUGCCGAAGAAGCCGAAGAUCAGCGCGAAACGCCUCGCUGCCAUCGGUUUCGUAGCGAAGGACGACGGGAAGAAAAAACCCGCGGCGAAGAAGAAGGCGGCGCCGAAGAAGAAGAAGGACGCGAAGUAGGCCACCGCCGGACGCCGGACGCGUUUUGUAGCGCACUCUGCUUUUACGACACUCGACUACAACGUGUACAACGU